This is a messenger RNA of Peniophora sp. CBMAI 1063, 1161 nucleotides long. NCBI's taxonomy places the organism in Eukaryota, Fungi, Basidiomycota, Agaricomycetes, Russulales, Peniophoraceae. The record is from the annotation of a GenBank genome assembly.
AUGCCUGCCGCUCUCGAUCCGACAUAUCCUUUACACCCCAUCGGCUGCCUUUUGGCCGCUCUCAUGCUCUUAUGCGUGAUGCUAACCAGCUUCAUCCGCCAAAAGUGGAACCGCGGCGUCGCCUUCUUAUGUUUCUGGCUAUUCUUCGAGAACCUCACGUUAGGGAUCGACGGAAUCAUAUGGGCGGACAACGCGGAUGUCAAGCUCUAUGUCUACUGUGACAUUGUUUCUCACGUGCAACUCAUUGCAUACGUAGUCAAGCCUAUGGCGAUCUUGAUCAUCACACGUCGGCUCUACUUGAUGACGAGGCUACAACCAGUGCGGCUCCCAGGAAGUAGCGCUGAGCGUUGGGAUCUCUUGUUUGAAUGGCUGUUGGGUGUGGUGAUUCCCAUCGUCGUCGCGGGUCCACUCUACUACAUCGUACAAGCGCUUCGGUUCAAGAUAACCGGGGGUUAUGGAUGCCAGGACGUCGUUGACAUCUCCGUACUCGGGAUACUACUCGUCCAUUCUUGGGCCCUCACCCCGUCCUUGAUAUCGAUCUGCUUCUAUUACCCGCGAGCUGUGCUAGCGCUCUACCGUCACGGUCGUGACAGAAAUCGAUUCCUCCAGAACAGCGACUCGACCUCCCGCAUCAACUACAUCCGCAUCCUCAUCCUCGCCAGCCUCGAUAUCCUCCUCACCUUCCCCAUAGGCAUCACGACAAUCGUAUUCACCAUCGGUAACUAUCUCUCGCUUGGCCCAUUACCAUUCUACUCGGGCUGGACGUACGUGCAUAUGGAGUGGGAGCCCGAAGGCAACAUCUUACCGCCAACUGCGACGGGGCCCUUUGGGGUACUUGACGCUGUACCGUAUUACUUCAAUCAGUGGACAUCGCCUGUGUUGGCGUAUGUCAUAUUCGCACUGUUUGGUGUUACGUCGGAGGCUCGCGCGUCGUACUGGCAGCUUGUCGACGUCGUCGGCGGGCGCUUGGGUCUGUCUGCUUCGCUGUUCGGGAAGAUGGGGGAUCGCGCAGAGGAUAUGUCAUUCCAUGCGAAGACAGGAGAGCUACCAAGCUUUGUUGACGCAGACAUUCAUUUAGCAGAGCAAGGUGUACAGAGGGAAAGCGAGAGUGCGCAGGAUAGGCUUGAGGAUGGACGUGAAAGCUCGACCGUUCCCGAGUAA